AUUAUUUUUUUUUUUUUUUAUUCGUGUAUUUGAAUGUCACGUUGCAGCACGUGAUGUUUUAAUUGUGAUAAAAGAAUUCGAAGGAUCUAAUGGUUAGAACUUUACUGACAAAACUCAAUCAUCACAAUUAUCAUAAAAUACUUGAAAACUUCCUAUAAACUAGAAAUUCUAAAAGCUAAGGGACAUUUAAAUCCUCAUUUCAGGUCAUCUACAAACACAAUUUGUCUCCUUCAGGGUAACUAUUGUGUUUCAAUUUUUGAGUGAGAAGUAAAUGAGUUUUUUUUUGGACUUCGUAGUGAAUCCCAAAAUAAAAUGAGAAAAAGUACAGUCCGUGGAAGUACAACCCGUGGGGACUCCUCAAUUCGCGGAGGCAAAACUCGUGGUAGUGCUUCAGGUCGUGGUUCCUCAACUUCCAAAAGCAUAAACACAUUAACAGCUCGCGGAGGAAGUGAUGCUUCACCAAUAAGAAAUACAGUAGUAGCUCGUGGGGGUCUGGCGAACCGUGGGAAAGGAAAGGACCCACUACUUCGCACUAGAGAUGAUAGUAUAGAGAAAAAUAGUUCAAAAAAAGGCGAAAAGAAGAUUUACAAAGUAAGCCUAACCAAUGCAAUUGUUAAGAAAUUGAUAGCUGCUAAAUCAAGAGGUAUCCAAAUGAAAAUAAACGUUUCUAACGUUCCCGACAAAAUGGAGAUCGAUGCCGGCGAAGGCGAGAAAAUACAAUUAAAUCUUUCUAGUCCUAAGAAGGUCGAGAUGAUUUACAUUAGAAAUGAUAACAUUGUAGAGCCAAUUGGCAACAUUAUUGGGUGCGUUAGCACUACGAUGGAAUCACAUGAAGCCGCUAAAAGAGAUCUUACUAUCAAAAAGAUGAUGAAGGAGAGUUAUGAAGAGGAGUCAAAGAGGAAAAGGAGGGUGCAAGUUCUCGAAAUUAACAAGAUCCCUUCAGAGCAAGGAAAGACUAAAUCAAAGCGUCAAAAGAAUAACGCCGGAUCUUCAAUAAAGGUCCAGCAAUCGCCACCGGUGGCCUAUUUAUCUUCAAGCAAAGUUUCGUCACAGCUUUCGAAUAUAACUCGCGGCAGUAAGCCUCUUCGUGGAAAGACAAGGGGUGGUCGAACAAAGACGUCUAUCGGUACAACCGUGGUUACAGAAGUGACUGACGUCAAUGACGAAUCAACAAUAACGACCGCUUCUGUUCGAGGAGGUAACGUAACUCGAAGCGGCAAAACCACUGGAGGCGGAAAAUCAACACGAGGUCGAGGUGCAAAAACUACAAUACCUGACGCACAAAAAGUAAGUACAUUUCAGUCGACGACGGCCGCUCGAGGAAAGAGGGGAAGACCUGCUGGUGUAACAAAUAGGACAACACGUGGCGCGAAAACUAACAAUACCAUGGCGACAAGGACUUCAACAACGGCUUUUAAGGCAUCUGCUACUGUCAAGAAUGAUAACGAUCAGCUGUCAAUGUCUGAAGGGACUACAUCUUCCUCUAGUAAGAAAGGCAAAGGCAAAACAAACGGGCAACCAGCGCUAUCAGAGUGGAAACCUGGACAAACUAUAACAAUAUUAACAGAAUUUAAACAGGCACGAAAAAUUUGUGAAGAAAUGGAAAAUGACAUUCAAGAAGUAAUUGAUGAUCUUGGUGCAUAUGAAAGUUGUUAUAAUACCUAUAUAAGCUCGAUAAAAAAUGUUAGUAAGGGUUCCAAUCAUGAUUUAUUAAGAGAGAUUGAGAAACAAUUCGGGGAAGGUUCUCAAGCUAACAAAUUAAUGCAAAAAUACUUACAAUUGGAGAAAGAUAUCAAAAUUAUAUACGAUGAGUUAUGGCGUGCUGCUAAAGAGGGACCUAUAUAUGAAAAUUGAAGUGUUUAUCAUUUGUAUGUAAUAAUUCUCUUUAUCCUCUUUAAAAACAACAGUAAUUUAUUAUCAUUAAACAAAAUUGUUUAAAUAAAAAAAAAAAUUUUAAAUUUGGUAGCAGAAGAGAUUUAAAAAGUAAUAUGUCGGGUAGACAUUGAGACAUUGAUACAGUAUAAUUCUGUCUGAUUGGCUAUAGAAAAAUUAAUUUAUUGUAAUUAGCUUUCUUUAGCUUUUAAUUGUAAAUAACCAAUAAUCUACUAGAAUUUUAUAAUUAAAAGUAAUUUAGAUUAAUAAGAGUUGGUGUUAUUGUUAAUUAUA
Molecule: messenger RNA, 2166 nt
Organism: Rhizophagus irregularis DAOM 181602=DAOM 197198
Lineage: Eukaryota; Fungi; Glomeromycota; Glomeromycetes; Glomerales; Glomeraceae
Source: RefSeq, a predicted model, not a curated record